Glossina fuscipes is the source of this 1280-nucleotide messenger RNA. RefSeq names its product proteasome subunit alpha type-3 (gene Prosalpha7). Gene Ontology annotation, biological process: ubiquitin-dependent protein catabolic process. Bases 1 to 762 code for a protein of 253 amino acids. The record is from RefSeq and is a predicted model, not a curated record. Gene Ontology annotation, cellular component: nucleus; proteasome core complex; proteasome core complex, alpha-subunit complex. Lineage: Eukaryota; Metazoa; Arthropoda; Insecta; Diptera; Glossinidae. The transcript is spliced from 3 exons.
AUGAGUUCCAUUGGUACUGGGUACGAUCUAUCGGCUUCACAAUUCUCGCCAGACGGACGUGUAUUUCAAAUUGACUAUGCUUGCAAAGCUGUGGAAAAAAGCGGUACCGUUGUAGGCCUAAGAGGUAGAGACGGGGUCGUAUUAGCGGUAGAAAAAAUCGUAACCAGUAAUUUGUACGAAAGCGAUGCAGGAGCCCGCAUUUUUACAAUAGAUAAGAAUAUUGGUCUUGCGAUUGCUGGCCUGCUGGCUGAUGGCCGGUACAUUGUUGAUAUAGCUCGGCAAGAAGCAGCAAAUUACAGACAUCAAUUUGAACGCACCGUCCCCUUAAAACAUUUAUGUGAGCGCAUAGCAGCUUAUGUUCAUGCGUAUACUCUCUACAGCGCUGUACGACCAUUUGGUGUUUCUGUGCUGUUGUCAGCUUGGACAGAAGAGCAUGGUCCCCAAUUAUAUAAAAUCGAACCAUCUGGUUCAUCUUUCGGCUAUUUUGCGUGUGCCAGUGGCAAAGCUAAACAACAGGCUAAAACUGAGAUGGAGAAAUUUACCUUCGCAGAAAUGUCGACGGAGGAUUUAGUACAAAACGCUGGUAAAAUAAUUUAUCAAGUGCAUGAUGAACUGAAGGACAGAGACUUCCGUUUCGAAAUGAGUUUGGUUGGCAAAGCAACAGACGGCGUACAUCGCAUUAAUCCCAAACCCUGGCAUCCCAUGGCCAUUGAAGCAGGCGAGGCCUUUAAAAAUGAGGAUGAUAGUGACAAUGACAUUUAAAGUUUCGUUUUCUUUCUCCACAUAUUCGUCAAAAUUGUUUAAAUUGUUGAAAAUGCUGUGGUUUAAUAGUCCAAAUACAAAUUUCAUCAAUUUUCUAAACGCAAUAUUUCCCUAUUUAGCUAAGUUAUGGUUAGAAGUGAAUUCAGAAAUUAAACUAAAAUAUAAAACCCCAUAAGCUUCAUAGAUAUAAAAAAUUUAACUAAGGAUUCUUUAAAAUCAGGUUUACACACAGAUUAUUUAUUAUAUUAUCAUGGUUGCAAAUGAAAAAGUGCUUCGAUAAAGCGAAUAUCGUCUGAAUUACGUCUACGUAAUUUGCCACGAUCACAAUACUUUCAAUGACGAUAGUUUUGAUCUGACAUCUAAGAAGAGCCACACGCCUACAUACACACAAACACACACAUACAAAAGCGAGCAAACAAUAUGUUGCUCACAAUUCAAUUGCCUUUUUUUCCCUUGGCCUUUUGAUUUACUUGCAGGCCUAGUAAGAUACUAAUUUGGCGGAAGAUUCUAAGGAUGUC